Molecule: messenger RNA, 552 nt
Organism: Talaromyces amestolkiae
Lineage: Eukaryota; Fungi; Ascomycota; Eurotiomycetes; Eurotiales; Trichocomaceae
Exons: 4
Coding region: 1-552 (183 amino acids)
Cellular component (GO): CHRAC; nucleus
Molecular function (GO): protein heterodimerization activity
Source: RefSeq, a predicted model, not a curated record
AUGCCUUCACAUAAUCCGACAGACGAAACAGAGGCGACGGGCCAGAGCGUUCUACCACUCGCCAGGAUAAAAAAGAUCAUUCAGUUGGACGAAGAUAUAGCACAGUGCUCGCACAAUGCGACUUUUCUUAUAGCAAUGGCUACAGAGCUAUUCAUUCAAUAUCUCGCCGAGCAAGGAUAUAAUGUCGUCAAAUCGGAGCGCAAGCCACGAAAAACCAUACAAUACAAAGAUCUCGCAACCGCAGUCUCGCGAAUCGACAACCUCGAAUUCCUCGCCGACGUAAUCCCCAAGACUACCACCUACCGCCAGUUCAAAGAAAAGCGAGCUCGCGAAGUAGCGCAGGACGCGGCGCCCGAGAUAGAAAAGGAACUGACGGCAGGACAGAAUGGCGUGGCUCGUCUGCCGGGAGGACAGACAACGCUCUUUGCAGCGUCGAAUGGGAGCAGAGCUAAUGCUGCGACGGACAGUCCCAUGCCCACGGUGUCGAUGAUGAUUGAUCCGACUACAGACACUGAGUCUGGUGCGAAUGGCGAUGUGGAAAUGACCGGAUAA